AUGUCCGAAAAUGAAGACUUUGAAUCAUUGAAAGUUCUUGAACUUCAAAAUGAACUUAAAAAACGUGGUCUUGAUACAAAAGGACGCAAGGCAGAGUUAAUUGAUCGGCUACGUCAAGCAGUGAACAAUGGAACUGAAGCUAACGAUCCGACAAUUGAAGAUUCGACACAUAGUGAUGAAGAAUCAAGUGAGGCUGUAAUGAAAGACGAUACAUUAUCUCCAGCAAAUGAUAAUAAAAGCAAUGAUGAUGAACCAGAAGAAAUGUCUGCUGAACCUAACCCAGAAGCAAUGGAAGAACAAGAUGCCCAUGAAUCGCCGGCUAGUAGAAAACGUCGUCUUACUGACGAAGAUAUAGAAAAAGAAAAAGAAAACGACGAAAAUGAAGAUAAUUCAAUUGAUAAUCAAAAUAAGCUAGAAAAAGAUGAUGAAAGUAAUGCUAAUGAUGAUUUAUCAAAACUAAAACGUAAAAAAAAGAGUCGUUGGGGUUCUGAACAAGAUGAAGAAUCAUCAGAAAAACAAUCAACUACAAAACAAACAUCGGAUGACGAUGAUGAUGAUGAUGAAAACGAUGAUACUAUUGGUAAUAAUAGUAGUAGUAGACAUCGAGAACGAGAUCAUGAUCGUGAUUAUCAUCGAUCAUCAAAACAACGGGAUGACGAUCGACAUUAUAGUAGUCGACAUUCAGAAAAGUCAACGGAGAGGGAAAUACCACUUCCAGAAGAAGAAACAGUACAAUUCAAUAAUGAUGAUGUUGUACUUGACUUUUAUACAUCGGAUUUGAAUGUUGCUAUUAAUACCGAUUGUUUAUCAGCAUCGAGUAAAUCAAAUGAUGCAUUAUGUUUCUUAUGGGCUGGUGUUCGUGCCUCAUAUGGAUUUAAACAAGGAAAAAUAUGUUAUGAAAUUCGAAUAACUGACAUAAUAAACUGUUCACAAAUGCCCGAUAGUGAAAAAGAAAAAUUCGGUAUUCGUGUUGGUUGGUCAAAUUUAUCGUCAGGUCUUCAAGCACUCCAAUUAGGUGAAUUUAAAGACUCAUUUGCUUACACAUCAUCGGGUAAAAAAAUGAGUAAAACGAAUGAUGACCUGAUCGAAGAAAGUUAUGGCGAAUCGUUUGGUUUAUCAGAUGUUCUUGGUUGUUAUAUUGAUUUCGAAGAUAAUAGCGAAGAUAAUUUAAUUCGUAUAUCAUUUACGAAAAAUGGAGAAGAUUAUGGCCAAGCAUUCGAAUUUUCUAAAACAAAUUUGAAUGAAUUUUAUCCACAUAUAUUAGUCAAAAACGCUAAAUUUGAAUGUAAUUUUGGACAAUUAGAACAACCCUGGUUCGCAAUGAAACCUGAUUAUACUUUUCCACAACAAGUUCCUCUCGAAAAUCGAAUACGUUGUUCUGAACCUGUUCUAGAAAAGAGUAGCUGUCAAGUUGUUCUUCUUUCGGGCUUAAAUGGAUCUGGUAAAACAACAUGGGCAAAAAAAUAUAUGGAAGAAAAUCCCAAACAAUAUUUCAAUUUGUUAAAUGCGGAAUAUGUGCUUAGUAAAAUGACGAUUGAUGGAAAAUCACCAAUAGUCAAAGAUCGUAAUGAUGGUGUGAUGUUACGUGUUAAUAUUGGUUUACAAAAAUUUAUUGAUAUUGCUGCGCAGCGUCGACGAAACUAUAUAAUUGAUCAUGUAAAUACAACUCGAGAUAGUCAAUCGAAACGUCAACGAUUAUUUACUGGCUAUCAUCGAAUCGGUGUAGUUAUUGUACCUGAUGAUGAUGAAUUGAAACGACGUAUUGACAAAUUAGAAAAAUCAGAAAAUAUUUCUAUACCAUCACAAUGGAUUAAAGAAGCAAAAGCAAAAUUUCAUUUUCCGCAGAAAGGCUCUUCAUUAGAAGAUGUUAUUUAUCCUGAACUAUCAUACGAUGAUGCAAAAGCCUUAUACGAUAAAGCACGUCGAGAUUAUGACCAACAUCGUUCAUCAUCAUCAUCAUCAUCACGUUAUGAUCGACAUGAUGAUUAUCAUUCGUCACGUAAUAAUAAUAGAAAUCGUUAUGAUGAUCGUGAACAUCGUAGUCGAGACCGGGACCGCGAUCGAGACCGUGAUCGUUAUGUUCGAUCACGUUCACGCGAUCGGGACCGUGAUCGUCGUACAUCACGGGAUGAUACACGCUUUUCAUCAUCACAUCGAAAUGACAAUUAUCGUGGUGGUGGUGGUGGCGGCG
This is a messenger RNA of Rotaria socialis, 2191 nucleotides long. The record is from the annotation of a GenBank genome assembly. NCBI's taxonomy places the organism in Eukaryota, Metazoa, Rotifera, Eurotatoria, Philodinida, Philodinidae.